Molecule: messenger RNA, 672 nt
Organism: Penaeus chinensis
Lineage: Eukaryota; Metazoa; Arthropoda; Malacostraca; Decapoda; Penaeidae
Exons: 2
Coding region: 1-672 (223 amino acids)
Molecular function (GO): zinc ion binding; nucleic acid binding
Source: RefSeq, a predicted model, not a curated record
AUGAGAGGAACACUGGAACACAGUUUAGGCUUGUCUCCAGCUUCAGAUUUGCCUCUGGUGGAUGUCCUGCGAAUCCAGGACUUCGUUCGCGACCAAAAGAAUGAGGCUUUACGACGUCUCACAUUUUCCCAAUGCAGGCAGGCCCACAAUGAGAAAUUUACAGAUUUUUAUGUACGCCUAAAGCAAGCUGCAGAUGAUGUGGACCUGUGUGUUCAAGAUGAAGAGACCAAACAACGCCUGUUAGAGAUGAUGUCCGACGCCACCCUUGAGGACGUAAUAACUGUGUGUAGGUCUCGUGAGGCUGCCGAGUCCACCACCCAAGAACUACGCCCAUUGCAACCAGCUACACGUGCAGUGUCUGUUUAUAAGAAGAAAAAGCGGCGAGCUGCUAGGGGUAACGGUGAAGAACCCCACCGAAAAGCCACCAAUCGCACUCCCAAGUCUCCACAACCACAGCCAAAAGAACUUUGUGACCAAUGUGGAUACAGGUCACAUGUCAAGAAGAAGUGUCCUGCUUCUACUAGCACCUGCCGUACCUGUGGCAAAGUAGGUCACUUUGCCAGCCGUUGUAGGUCAUCAACAAAGAAAAAGAUGCCACCCCCACAAGGGAAUGUUCUCUCAGUUUCCCAAGCUUCACAUAGCAUAGCCAAAGUCUUCGCUGUUGAAACUUAA